AUGACCCCCGACCUCAAGCUCAUGUCCCUGGCCGCUCAAGCUCGGGGCAGAGAGGACGAGACGGUCGGGAGGUCGCUAGGCAGAGACUUCGAGGAGCACCAGGAGGACAAGUCUCCACCACUGCGGGUGUAUGCAGGCAAGUGGCAGAUGGCAGGACAGCAGCUUCCUCCUGCUAGCAUCGGCGGCAUCACGCCAUCGGAGGACACUGACAUCUUCGCUAUGGCAACGCAGGAGUGCAUGGUUAACUGCGGUACCCUUCAGUCUUUUCUCCGUCCCAGUAAGGCCAAGUGGGAGCGACGAGUGAAAGCGAUCCUCGGGCCUGACUUCCGAAAGGUAGCGAGCUACACGCUCAACGCCAUGCACCUCGUGGUCUACGCGCGCAAGGAAAUCUUCAAGCAAGUAGUGCAAGUCAAGAUUCAUCACGUUGCGACAGGGUUCUUGGGUCUUGUUGGGAAUAAGGUGGAGGAGAGGAACGAAGAUUGGAGGAAGAUCGAGCGAGGGCUGACGAAACAGCUGCUGCUGCUCUCGUCCCAUCGUGGAGGUCUCGUCGAAUUGUCGACGACUCUUUAG
This is a messenger RNA of Guillardia theta CCMP2712, 570 nucleotides long. RefSeq lists its product as hypothetical. The transcript has 11 exons. The record is from RefSeq and is a predicted model, not a curated record. NCBI's taxonomy places the organism in Eukaryota, Cryptophyceae, Pyrenomonadales, Geminigeraceae. Gene Ontology annotation, biological process: phosphatidylinositol dephosphorylation. The coding region runs from base 1 to 570 and encodes 189 amino acids.